AACCCACCUUCCCAGCACAGCUGAGCCGUCCACCUCUCCCGACUACCUGUCAGGUUGACUACCAGCUCAAAGGGGGCCCGCACGAUCCAGAGACCAUGUCAACUGAUGAUAAGACUAAGCCGAGCGACCCCAAGACCUCUGAGCCCAGACAAGUCGAUCCCAGGUGUGAACAAAAGUGUGAGUCCAAAUGCCAGCCCACCUUCUUAAAGAAGUUGCUGCAACGCUGCUCAGAAAAGUGCCCGCGGGAGAAGUGUCCUCCACCACCAAAGUGCCCACCGUGCCCCCCGCCGUGCCCUGUGCUGUGCCCCCCACCGUGCCCGCCACCACAGCCAUGCCCCCUGCCGUGCCCUCCCAAGCCCUGCUCCAAGCCUUGCCCUCCUAAGUGUGCCCCUGCCUGCCCACCCCCAGAGUGAGGCACCAUGGUUGUCACAAGCCACCACCACAUACCGCACCUGCGGCUGGAACCAACCCCUGACCUGACAAGUAAAGGUGACCCUCUGCUGUG
Messenger RNA from Fukomys damarensis (Damara mole-rat), 505 nucleotides. RefSeq names its product late cornified envelope like proline rich 1 (gene Lelp1). The record is from RefSeq and is a predicted model, not a curated record. The coding region runs from base 96 to 413 and encodes 105 amino acids. The transcript has 2 exons. Lineage: Eukaryota; Metazoa; Chordata; Mammalia; Rodentia; Bathyergidae.